This is a messenger RNA of Apiotrichum porosum, 1032 nucleotides long. It is a transcript of the gene UNG1, whose product is annotated as uracil DNA glycosylase. The transcript is spliced from 10 exons. Bases 1 to 1032 code for a protein of 343 amino acids. Gene Ontology annotation, biological process: base-excision repair; base-excision repair, AP site formation via deaminated base removal. Gene Ontology annotation, cellular component: mitochondrion; nucleus. Gene Ontology annotation, molecular function: uracil DNA N-glycosylase activity. The record is from RefSeq and is a predicted model, not a curated record. NCBI's taxonomy places the organism in Eukaryota, Fungi, Basidiomycota, Tremellomycetes, Trichosporonales, Trichosporonaceae.
AUGCCCCCCAAAUCAAUCGCAUCAUACUUCAAGCCUGCCAGCGGCGCGGCCGCCGGAACCCCCGCAGCGCGCAACCGCACCACCCCCUCAGCGGCAGCACGCAAAGCCGCCAUGGACGCAAAGGACAAGGACAACAAGGACAACGACGAGCCGCCUGCGAAGCGCGCCAAGGUGGCCGCCACCACGACUGCGGGCCGUGCGAAGAAGGGAGCCGCUGUGAUCCCCCAGGCCCCGACCGUCACCAUUCCCCGCGCACAGUCCCGCGCCGAGCUCCGCAAGGCGCUGGAAGCGCAUCCCAAGGUCCUUCCUCUGCUGGAACUCGAGCUUGACACUCUUGGCGAGGACUGGCUGCUGGCGCUGCAGGACGAGCUCACCAAGCCGUAUUUCCUUUCACUCAAGGAGUUUCUUAUCAAGGAGCAGAGUUCGAAGAAGGUGUUCCCACCAGCCGAGGACAUUUAUUCGUGGUCGCGCCUGUGCCCACUGAAGGACGUUCGCGUCAUCAUUGUCGGCCAGGACCCCUACCAUGACGAUGGCCAGGCCCAUGGCCUCGCAUUCAGUGUCCGUAAAGGUGUGCGCAUCCCGCCGUCGCUGCGCAACAUCUACAAGGAGAUGGGCACUGCCGUCAACGGCUUUGUUGUGCCCACACAUGGUGACCUUACCGAGUGGGCCAAGCACGGUGUGUUGCUGCUUAACACAUCUCUCACGGUCCGCGCGCACGAGGCGGGAUCACACUCGAAGGCUGGGUGGGACCAGUUCACUCUUGCCGCGUUGGGGGCAGUCACAGACUACAUGGCCGGAUCGCCCGAUACUCCGGGAGCCAAUGGACUGGUCUUGAUGGCAUGGGGAGCGCAUGCCCAGAACAUGAUCGCAGGGCUCAACACUACCCGACACCUUGUGCUCAAGUCGGCACACCCCAGUCCGCUGUCGGUGCGCAAGUUCUGGGGCAACGAGCAUUUCGCCAAGAGCAACUCGUGGCUGCGAGAGCGUUACGGUACCGACGGUGGCAUCGACUGGAAGAGCCUGGGAGCCUGA